UAUAUAUUCCUUUGCCUACUUUUAAGAAAUAUAUGAUUUUAAACAAAUGCUCAUGUCAUAUAUUGUCUGGUCUGUCUAGCCAAUCUCUGUGUUCUUACAGUCUCUGUUGACCUCAACCUGUACAGAUGUAAUUAAUGAAAACGUCUCUCCCAUCACAACCUCCUUGAAGAUGAUGGACUGUGAAACCUUGCUUUGAUCUUCGUGAGGCCUGUGGAAGGGCUGUCUCUGAACACCUGGGCAUGAGUGGUUUAACGAGAAUUGCUACCUUGCAUUUCAUCUCCAGGGUGGAUGUGUGAUGUCACAAGAUGGGGGAGAGUCCCUUGGAUGUACCCGAUGACCCCGGACAAGGAGCAGACGACUGUCGUCUCUGGAUUGGCAACCUGGACUCGAGAUUGACAGAGUUCACCCUGCUAAAGGUCGUCCAGCGUUAUGGUGACCUACAAAAGUUUGACUUCCUGUAUAACAAGGCUGGACCGGAGAUUGGAAAGCCACGUGGCUACUGCUUCGUCAGUUAUCACAACAGACAGAAUGCCGAGAAGGCCUUAAAAGCGCUGAAUGGCAAACUGGCAUUAUCAAAAAAAUUGAUAGUUCGCUGGGCACAUCAGGAAAAACAGAAAACCGACAUAAAUGCAAAGCUACCUGAGAAGAAUGUUCCACCUGACAGUGUUGAUGUGAAGAUACAUGCCAUCGAAGCCAAGCUAGAAGAAAUGUCAAAAACACAAAAGGACUUUACAAUAUCGAACAAAGUGGAAGCAGCCCCCGGGAGCAGUAAACUGAGCAUUGCAAACCCGGAAAACAUUCGUAAUCAGCCUGUGUUGAAACCCAAACCCUACUACAGAAAACACAGGAGAUGACUGUGUGAUAGCCCAAUCAGAUUCGGUGUUUGUGAGGCAGCAGUAAACAAUAUAAAUGUUAUUGCUGUUGUGGUGCGAUACGAAGACUUUUGUCAGUUGUAGAAGGAUAUCAGAGGAGUUUGCAGGAGAGUCCUGAUUGUGUU
Haliotis rubra (blacklip abalone) is the source of this 997-nucleotide messenger RNA. Its product is annotated as probable RNA-binding protein 18. The record is from RefSeq and is a predicted model, not a curated record. Bases 306 to 854 code for a protein of 182 amino acids. The transcript is spliced from 6 exons. Gene Ontology annotation, molecular function: RNA binding. NCBI's taxonomy places the organism in Eukaryota, Metazoa, Mollusca, Gastropoda, Lepetellida, Haliotidae.